AUGCAGAACGGCUCUGAGCCUGAGGAACCCGAGUUGCCCGACUUGAGCUCGUCGGACGGCGAGGAGCCGCUCUACGCGCCUUAUGAUGACGAGGGACACGACACCGAGAGCUCGACAAGCCUCGCCGACGAUGAUGCCGAAUAUGACCCGAAGCCUGGCAAGAAGAGGGUCCGCUUCCAGGGGGCCGUCCAGCGGCGAUCCAUCACGCCCAGCUGUCCAAGACCCGCACAACGCCUGAGAUGGGGCACCAAGUGUAACAUACAGAGCAGCGACAAAAUCGAGUGCCCGGACAAUGAGACCAUUGUCUCGCGCAUGGGGUCCGCUUUGCUGGAACGCUACAAUCUUCGCGAUUCCCGUGUGGCCCAGACGAAACAGCUGGUCGAGUGGGAAGAGGGCACCGUGCUCCACCAAGAGUUCGAGGUAGAAAAGUGCCUUACUUCCGGCGACGUAGAAGCGCAUUGCCAUCGAUACGACGUGAAAUCCCUCGAGACUGGGCGAAAGUACCGAUACGUUGCGGAAAUUCUAGAAGCCAUCCCUUCAAUCGUCGACUUUGAGCAAAAGUUUCUUUGGCAGGCAAACAAGGCCCACGACGCUGACUAUUUCGGCGGCGCCUAUUUUCGAGCAGGCUGCCUGCGCGACCAGCUCGAUGGCAUUCAACCGCACCAAUACUACCUCCAAGAAAUACACGAAAAAGUCGGACUGACUGCCGUCGGGUGCAAGAUGCAGCUGCGCGACCCAGCGCACUAUUCUUUCCCGUAUUGGCUGUACAGAAGCUUACUAAAGAUUGUGGAGAGCCUAUCGAACCUCGGAUACGUGCUGCGUGAUAUCUACCCAGGGAUGUUCGCGUACGAUCUGCGCUCCGAAUGCAUCGUCUUGACCGAGUUCAACUUCACCUACAGGAGGACAGCGACGAUGCCCUCAAAAGGAUGCACGUGGGAAGGCGCGUUGGAAAUAGCACCGCUCAGCUUCCUUGCCGGUGAUCGACGACCGCUCAAUCUGCUCGACAACAUUGAAUCCGCGUGGUACCUCGUCGUCCACAUGCUCUACCACCCAAUCUGGUUCACGGAUCCCGGAAACACUGGACACGUGCGCAACGCAAAAUUGCACCAUAUUGGCGAGACACCGGCGGCAUUCAACGGAGUUGCCGCGCUCGGCUCGAGGCUAUACGAUCGUCUUAACACUGGUAUGCGGGCCCUCGUACGCGCCAUUCGUAGUUAUGCUCGGGACGACGUCGACGAGGUCCAGAUGAAUCAACUUACUGCGAAGCUCUACGACAUUCUGGCCAAAAUCCCGGCGCCCAGCCUAGCGGACAUCUGCAACUUUUUCGAAAUUCAGGAGAACGCAAUCAAUCAUGGCCUGUACGUUCAAGCGGUCGCCCGUCGAAUGGAACAUCUGCAGGCGCGUCACCGGAAGACAUGCGCGCUGCGGGCCCAGCAAAAUCUGGUGGAUGAAACCGUUGGCAGACACAAGGAGCGCGCUUUUCGAUUGCGCCUGAAGGACGUCCGCGAAAAGUACCGCCAAAUCGACUUGAACCAACUGGCCGACGACGCGGAAAACUUUGCAGGUCCCUUCGCGCUGCCUGCCGAGCAAAUUCAAGUCCGCGCGGAUCGUCGUGGCGUGAAUCAUCUGAUGUCAAUCGAAGUGACGAACCGGACCCGACGAUCGAGACAUCCCCAGGACGACGAUUCGGAAGCUGACGACGAUGACGAUAAU
This is a messenger RNA of Mesorhabditis spiculigera, 1713 nucleotides long. The record is from the annotation of a GenBank genome assembly. Lineage: Eukaryota; Metazoa; Nematoda; Chromadorea; Rhabditida; Rhabditidae.